UGGCUCUGCACCGGAAGUGCUUCUUUCUACCGUACGAGGUGAAAAUGGCGGCUCGCUGCAUGUGAAGGGGACACCGGAGCCGGCUGUAUGAACCGAGAACAUGUUUAAGACCCCAUGCAGCAGACUGUCAGGUUUGAUUGGUGUGAGCGUGAAAAGGAAAUUGGUUCAAAAUGUUCCUCGGUGUAAUCAGAGCGCUCGCAGCCUCAUUCAGCUGUACCGAAGAGACCCGACAAACUGGCUGACGUAUCAGCAUCUCAACUUCCUGAAACGCCAGUAUGUAACAAAGAACAAAAGUGAGCUUCACCAACGUGCCGUCCCGGAACAGGCUCCAGCCCUGACCAUCUUGGACGAGAGAGAAGACCACGUUGAGAGACAAGUGCAGAGAAUAUCAACUAUCGAUCCCGUGGUUUCGCAGCCAGAGGAUGUCACCAGUAAAGCACAGGCUGAAAUAUCUGACUCGAAGCCCACGGCGGAAGAUGUGGCGGCGCAGAAUGCUUCUGUGUCCAGCGCGGUUUCGAAACGAGACGAGACCCCCUACGUGCAUGUAGAGUCGGAAGAGGCGAAGGAGGCACGUCUAGACAGACAGUGGAAGGAGAUAAAGGUUAACGUGACUGAUCUGCCAGAUAUCUAUGCCAGGCUUGCCAAAGUCAAACUCACAGCACUGGUGGUCACAACUGCAGCGGCUGGCUUUGCGAUGGCUCCAGUGCCCUUUGACCCUCUACUCUUCUUCGUGUCUUGCCUCGGAACGGGCCUCGCCUCCUGUACCGCCAAUUCAAUCAACCAGUACUUCGAGGUGCCCUUCGACUCCAACAUGAACCGCACGAAGAACCGUCCGCUCGUCAGAGGACAAAUCAGUCCCCUCCACGCCGUGUCCUUUGCUCUCGCCUGCGGAGUUCCCGGAGUCGCCCUGCUCACGCUGGCGGUAAACCCCUUGACGGGCUUCCUCGGCGCCCUCAACAUCUUCCUCUACACUUGCUGCUACACACCGCUCAAGAGGCUCAGCAUCAGCAACACCUGGGUGGGAGCAAUCGUGGGCGCCAUACCUCCCGUCAUGGGCUGGACGGCGGCUACAGGUUGUCUGGAGCCAGGUGCCUUGUUGCUGGGUGGCUUGCUGUACAGCUGGCAGUUCCCUCACUUCAACGCGCUCAGCUGGAACUUAAAGGAAGACUACUCCCGCGGCGGCUACCGCAUGAUGUCCGUCACCCACCCCGGCAUGUGCCAGCGGGUUGCCCUGCGCCACAGCGUGGGCCUGAUCGGCCUGUCGGCCUUAGCGCCGGUGCUGGACGUCACCACCUGGACGUUCCCGCUCAUCUCCCUUCCCAUCAACCUGUACAUCAGCUACCUGGCCUUCCGCUUCUACCACAAGGGAGACCGCAACAACGCCCGCAAGCUGUUCUUCUGCAGCCUGUGGCACCUGCCCAUGCUGCUGCUGCUGGCGCUCACCUGCAAGAAGCCUCGCAGAGAUCCCGAGGACGCGGCUCUACCUUCAGCUUCUUCGGCUUCAUAGGGCGCACCGACAUUUCUAAAGACUCUUAUUUUAACUGAGACGGCUCCCUCUGUGUCUCCGCUCACCGCAGGAGGCUGCACGACGGACGUUAUUCCGCCGUGUGCUCAGGAAACGAGCAGCCGAUUUUACAGAAAACACACCGAAUCAUUACAUGAGUGUGUAAUCCUUUCAAUGUGUGUGUACUGUGUAUAUUCUGUAUUUAUUUAAAUAGAGGCCCGUGUUGUACAUGACUGACGAUUAUAAAUGAUCUUGAACACUGUAAGUUGCUCGUAUGGAUCCACACGGUUGCUCAUUGCAUUGUGCAAAUGCAGAAAUCUGAAUAUGAAGAGAUCACGCUGUCUAAUGUUUGAUUUCAGUCAGUGUAUGAAGAAUAGGACAAAUAUGAAGUCUACCUGGUCACACUGACGGGUCUGCCUUCAUUUAAAUAAUGCUUUAAUUCACCUCACAAUAAACACGCCAUGAUUGUA
Messenger RNA from Larimichthys crocea (large yellow croaker), 1974 nucleotides. It is a transcript of the gene cox10, whose product is annotated as cytochrome c oxidase assembly factor heme A:farnesyltransferase COX10. The coding region runs from base 101 to 1507 and encodes 468 amino acids. Gene Ontology annotation, biological process: heme A biosynthetic process. Gene Ontology annotation, molecular function: protoheme IX farnesyltransferase activity. The transcript is spliced from 7 exons. The record is from RefSeq and is a predicted model, not a curated record. Gene Ontology annotation, cellular component: mitochondrial membrane; mitochondrion. NCBI's taxonomy places the organism in Eukaryota, Metazoa, Chordata, Actinopteri, Sciaenidae.